GAGCGACCCCCGACCAUGGCCGAGGAAGGCAUUGCUGCUGGAGGUGUAAUGGAUGUUACAUUACAAGAAGUGCUGAAGACCGCACUCAUCCACGAUGGCUUAGCUCGUGGUAUUCGUGAAGCUGCCAAAGCCUUGGACAAACGCCAAGCCCACCUUUGUGUUCUUGCUUUAAACUGCGACGAACCCAUGUACGUAAAGUUGGUUGAAGCCCUUUGUGCAGAACACCAGAUCGACUUGAUAAAAGUUGAUGACAACAAGAAACUGGGUGAGUGGGUAGGUCUCUGCAAAAUCGACAGAGAAGGAAAACCCCGCAAAGUAGUGGGCUGCAGUUGUGUGGUUGUCAAAGACUAUGGCAAGGAAUCUCAGGCCAAAGAUGUAAUUGAAGAAUACUUCAAGUGCAAGAAAUGAAUGAAA
This is a messenger RNA of Chrysemys picta bellii (western painted turtle), 414 nucleotides long. Its product is annotated as small ribosomal subunit protein eS12-like. The record is from RefSeq and is a predicted model, not a curated record. Lineage: Eukaryota; Metazoa; Chordata; Testudines; Emydidae. Gene Ontology annotation, cellular component: ribosome; cytosolic small ribosomal subunit. Gene Ontology annotation, biological process: translation. Gene Ontology annotation, molecular function: structural constituent of ribosome.